AUGUGCCAAUAUUCUACAACAUCACAUGACACCACCAUUGGAUUCGAUGGUGACACAUCAUCAAUCUCAGAUGAGUCUCUCACAACGACCUUUGAAACAUCAUUCAAUUCAGUUGAACAAGAUGAAUGUCCAUCUAGCUUGGAAUCAACAACUGUCACCGAAAGAUCUACUAGGAGAAAACUUCAGGCCGGAGGCUCCAACAGCAUCAAGUUUGAGCUCAGAAUUCAUUCAACAAAUCCUAUGACUUGGGUUGAUUCAACCGAAACAGAAUCUACAUUCUUGACAACUUUUAAUUCCGAAAUUGAAGCAUUUGGAGUCUCAGCGCUUCAGGUGGAAGAUCAUCCAGCACCAACAAAUGCACCUACAGCCAGUCCAACAACAACCAUACCUACCACAUCCACACCCACUGUUGCAAUAGACCAGCCCAGUAUGACUCCCACCACUCUGAUUUCCACCACGGAUAGCCCCAGCACGUUGAGCCCGAGCACUGAUGGUCCAACAACGGAUAGCCCCAGUACAGCGAGCCCAAGCACUGCAGGCCCCACUACGCUUUCGCCCAGCACGGCUGUCCCCAGUACGGGGAUGCCACAACCCUGUCGCCAAGCACAGCGGGCCCCAGCACCGGCGGUCCAACCACGACUAGUCCCAGCACCACAGACCAACCACCUUGUCGCCCCACGGUGA
This is a messenger RNA of Seminavis robusta, 684 nucleotides long. NCBI's taxonomy places the organism in Eukaryota, Bacillariophyta, Bacillariophyceae, Naviculales, Naviculaceae. The record is from the annotation of a GenBank genome assembly.